CAAAAAAGUUUGACGCGUGUUCUGAUCAUGAAGCCACACUCCCUCUAUCCCUAUAGAGGGACUGUGAUGGAGCUAUAGUGCCCAGAAAUUCACAAUUCAUAUCUCAUGACACCGAGUGUUCCGAACUAGCUGCUACAUUUACAUCUUUCCUGCAAAAUCAAAAAAUGGCGAACGUAUUUAUGCUAUACCACAGUCCCUGGAGCCAACAACAGUUGAUACUUGUGGUGGAUCAUGCUAUGUUUUUGUGAGAAUGACAUCAAAGCCAGCUGUUGAUGCAUCAAAUCAGGUGGCACCACCAUUAGAUUUCUCUUUCAGAUGCCUAACUCAGAUGUCAGAUGUUUUAGAGGAGGACCCUAGGAUAGGUAGUCGUCCUUUGAAGACAACUGAUGAAGGCAAAGUGAUCAGUUCGGCUUUUAAAUUGAAUAACAAUCGAAUCCAGGACCUUAAUGGUUUUGCUGAUGUUGUUUCUAAUAUUCUUGAUAAACCGGAAGAGUUGUCCUGGAUUGAUUUGUCGUUCAAUGAUAUCUCUAAAAUUGAUUCUAUUUUAGUAAAUCAUUCUCAUUUAAAGAUGUUGUAUCUCCAUGGUAACAACAUCAAUGACCUGGAAGAGGUGGAUAAACUAGCAGAUUUGCCAAAUUUGAUAAGCCUGAGUCUGCACGGUAAUCCGCUAGAAAACGAAAAGGAGUACAGGAGUUACGUGCUGUCCAAGAUGCCUAACUUGAGAACACUAGAUUUCAGUGGCGUCACCAAGUCUGACAGGGACACAGCGGCAACAUGGAACAAGAUGUAUGGUGGCAAACGAAGGAAAGGCAAGAAGAAGAAACAGCAGAAACAAUAACUGUUUAAUAGUGUGCAUUAUAUCACAGUAAUUUGGUUAAGAUUAUGGAUGCUGGUCAAUCUUGUAUUCGUCUCUGAAUGGAAUUGUAACAUAUAUAUUAUUGUGUACAGAGAGUUUUAUGCCUGAUACAUAGGUAGUUCUUCCAGGGUAAGGUAGCAUAACCUACCAUGUCUAUUUUGGUUCAUUGCAAAACUCAAGUUCAUUAUAUUAAAAAUAUGUUUUAAUUUUAACGUUUACGUCAUGUGACAUUCACAUGGUUCAAUGUCAAUCUGAUCAUAAUUUGUAUUGUAUGUGCUCUAUAAUUUUAUCAUAUGUCAGUUAUUUUAUAACCCCCCGUACUUGUAUCUAUUAUCACAGGGCUUCAGACUAUAUACAUGUAUAUAUCUCUUUCAGUGCCAAAAGCAUGCAAAACAAAUCUCAGAUUUUAGUCAGAUUGGACUAAAAUAUUUUAUUUGUAAUAUUUAUAUUUUUUAGUUGAAUAGAAAGCAGAUUUUUUUAUGGGAAGCUGACAUUUGAAACACCAAUUUUGAACCUUCUGUGAUCGUAAUGAUAUCAUGUGAUGUUCUUUCGAGUUAAUACUCUAUCAGUUCUAUUUGAUGAAAACCUGUUGUAAUGUCAGUUAUAGUACUAUCACAUUGCGUUCCCAAUUAUUUUGACUUGCAACAUACCCAGUGAUUCAAUGACAGUGAAAUUUGUUAAGAAAAGUUUUCCUGCUAAAUUCAAUUUAAAUGUAUAUAUGCAAGGCUUUUACCUCAGACAUCCACAGCUUCAAAACUUGAGCACAGAUCAAACUUUUGUGUAUAGCAGAAAUCAGUCAUUAACUACCGGUAUGUAAUCCAUUUAAUUUUAACAAUUUUAUGGCAUUUGUAAAGACAAAUUUUGUCUGAGGUAAAGUGGUUUACAGUAUGCAACUUACACAGAAAUUUACAGGGGAACUUUCAGUAAUACUUAAUCCACUUACCUUUUUAAAGGGUGCCCUCAUCAGUAUGUUUGCAGAAAAAUCUGGUGAAAUUUCACAUCAGUGACUACACUGUUCUAAUGUGAUCGUUGUAUACAUAGAUUGUAUAUAAACUGUUGUAUAUUAGAGAGACAAUAGCUGUGACUGACAAUUUCUUUUUUUUUUUUUUUAAAUAUAACCACAAAGAUGACUAAAUCUCACCAAAAUAUUGUUUUAGACAAUUGCAUGGACAAAAAUGAACCCACAAAAGGGUACCCGGUAUAUCACAAAAAUUGAGUCUGUGCCAUUUUUGAAAUCAGUCGCGUGAUACACAAAAUCAUCACUGUAAACCUGGAUGUACACCAGCGGCCAUCUUUUUACACUUUCAAAUUGACACCGGAAAUGUUUUACUAAUAUGAAAAAAAAAAUUGAUAGUUACAGCUAUUGUACUUUACAAAUUUCAUGCAUAACUGUUCAGUUUAUACAUAAUCAGUUCAUACAUCAUUUUUGUGUAAUGAUCACACAAGACAUCCUGACUGGAUCUAUUUACAAGUACCCUGCAGAUAUCAAUGAUCAAUGUACUUGUAAGCAUGAAACGUGCAUCAAUCAUUUCCGUAUGCAGUUGAAUGUCGAAGCAAUUGUUACUGAAAUUUAAUGAAUAUCAUUGAGAUACAUUUCUGGAAUUGUGUGAUAUACGGAAUAUCAUUGGAAUUAUUUGAGAAAUUGCCAGAAUGACUCCAACACUUUGUGAAUCCAGACACAUUUAAAAGCUUUAACAAAUACAAUUCUCAUGGAGAGCCAAAUGACCAUUUGCAUUUCCAAGGGUGCUUUCAAGUAGACAAGUCACACUGGUUUUCAAAUAGUGAAAACCAAUAGCAUUAUCUAAUUCAUCUAUUUAUAAGCUGUACAACAAAAUAUUGUGAAAAUGUAGAUCUGCAAACAGUUUUCCCAAUUUUAUUACGUUUAUUGCUAUGAAUUACACAAAUUCUCCAAACAAUAGAAAUAUACACGUAAUCCCUUAUCUUAUUAAUUCUUGCUAUUUGAUAGAAAAUACAUAUUGUACAUGCAGUGAUGUACCCUUGAUACAAACUUUACAUCUAAGAAUGAAUCAAACAGUCCAAAUUUAGUGCUUUAAAUAAAGGCCAACAUCAAAAUGUACAGACCUUUAUAAAAUAACACUAUCACUUCAAUAAAU
Messenger RNA from Saccoglossus kowalevskii, 2970 nucleotides. Its product is annotated as leucine-rich repeat-containing protein 51-like. Gene Ontology annotation, molecular function: protein binding. The record is from RefSeq and is a predicted model, not a curated record. NCBI's taxonomy places the organism in Eukaryota, Metazoa, Hemichordata, Enteropneusta, Harrimaniidae.